Bursaphelenchus okinawaensis is the source of this 553-nucleotide messenger RNA. The record is from the annotation of a GenBank genome assembly. Lineage: Eukaryota; Metazoa; Nematoda; Chromadorea; Rhabditida; Aphelenchoididae.
AUGAGUACACGUUUCAACACCAACUUAAGAUAUUAUUAUCGUAUCUCAAUCACCGCCCCAAUACAAAUUAAGUUGGGAAUUAAGAGAGGAAUUCAGAAAACGGAGAAUUGUUGUGAAUUUCUUUUUCAGUAGCUAUCAGUCUCCUCCCAAUACACGAUUCUAAACACACAAAUCGAAAGAAAGGCCACAACAAAGGCUGAAUCACGGGUGGCUCAGUCACCCAGAAUGAGCUAGCACCUUGGAUCGCGUACCCGAGCGUCUAAAUAACCAUAUUUGGUAGCCAUGUUUCUCGUUCGCUCAUUCAGAAACCCGACUCCCAGGACUUCCUCCAGAAAGUGCGAAUAGCGGCAAAAUCGAAAAACCGGCAUUGCCGCACGUGCCCAGUGCUGUGGCCGGUCGUGUGUGUCGUCAGCCGAAAGAGCGAAGGCAGAGGGAGGCCGCUCCAAAAAAGGGAGAAGGACAGACAGCCAAACUCGCGGUUGUCGAAAAGAACAGCAUGCUAACAUCGGGCUCAAGAUACGGCCAGACGAACGACCACAACACAGAGAUAUAG